Messenger RNA from Cajanus cajan (pigeon pea), 2230 nucleotides. Its product is annotated as AAA-type ATPase family protein. Gene Ontology annotation, biological process: DNA-templated DNA replication; DNA synthesis involved in DNA repair. The record is from RefSeq and is a predicted model, not a curated record. Lineage: Eukaryota; Viridiplantae; Streptophyta; Magnoliopsida; Fabales; Fabaceae. Gene Ontology annotation, cellular component: nucleus. Gene Ontology annotation, molecular function: ATP hydrolysis activity; ATP binding; enzyme activator activity.
CAGAAGGAAGUUUGAUGAAAAAGUGUUGUAAUUUUGUAGCUUAAUAAUAUGAUAUUUUUGUUAGCUUACAAAUGAUGAAGUGUUAAAAUGAAAAGCAGAAAUGAUCUAAAAGAAUAGAAAUGAUUUUGGUAAAUUAAAAAGUAUUUGUAUGGAGCCACGCCACGAGAAAGAGAUGGUGGCAUGUUGGACAUCCCUUCUGGCUUCUGGAAUAUACGAAGAAGGGGUUGGUGGGAAUAAAGAAGAAGAUAAAAAGAAUCAGAAUAGUGAAGCUGAGAAAGAGAUGGAGAUGCAACAGCUCCUCAGCAUGGGCUUUCCGGACGAGUUAGCCGCCCAAGCGCUGGCUGCCACAGGCGGAAAAUCGACAGUCAAAGCCACCGAAUGGAUUCUCACUCACAAGCCUAACUCCUCAAACCCUUCCACUUCCACUUCCGCAACCACACUCCAGCCCAAGCUCGAUCGUUUCUUCCAUUCCCAAUCCCCCACCCCUCCACACUCCCAAGAACAAGAACAGCCCUCCAAACGCCUCAAGCCUUCUCAAAAACAACAAAACUGGCCCUCCUUCUUCUUCAAGAAACAAGGCAACACGCACAUUCACGAGCCCUUGUACGAGCGUUUGCGUCCCAGAACCCUAGACGAGGUGGUCGCCCAGGAGCAUCUCCUCUCCCCCAACUCCCUUCUCCGCUCCGCAAUCCAACGCAAUCGCCUCCCUUCCCUCCUCUUCUGGGGUCCACCUGGCACCGGCAAGACCACUAUCGCCAGAGCCAUCGUCAACUCCGCCACCUCAACCUGUUACCGUUUUGUCUCCCUAUCCGCCGUCACCAGCGGCGUUAAAGACGUCAGGGACGCCGUCGACGAAGCCAGAAAACUCAGGCUCAAAUCUAACCAAACCACCGUUCUCUUCGUCGACGAGGUUCACAGGUUCAACAAGUCUCAACAGGACUCUUUCCUACCCGUCAUUGAAGAUGGCAGCAUUGUCUUCGUUGGCGCCACCACCGAGAACCCUUCUUUCCAUUUGAUUACGCCUCUCUUGUCUCGAUGCCGUGUCCUCACUCUUAACCCUCUCCAACCCCACCACCUUGCCUUGCUUCUAAACCGUGCCGUGAAUAACCCUGACAAAGGCUUGCUGCAAAGCGUGGGGCUUCAGGUUCAUGUGGGUGAAGAUGUUGUUGAUUUUAUAAGCAACAAUUGUGAUGGGGAUGCUCGUGUGGCCUUGAAUUCCUUGGAGAUUGCAUCUGUUACCGCAGCUGCACGGCUACAACAUGGUAAGCAAAAGGAGGAGGAAGGGAUUGAAAAUCAGACAAAAGAGGAAUACAAUGUUGCUGUUGUUAGUGUUGAUGAUGCAAAGGAGGCACUUCAGUGCAAGCACCUUGCUUAUGAUAAAGCUGGGGAAGAGCAUUAUAAUCUAAUCAGUGCAUUGCACAAGUCUAUGAGGGGAAGCGAUGCAGAUGCAGCUAUUUACUGGUUGGCAAGAAUGCUACAGGGUGGUGAAGAGCCUCUUUACAUUGCACGGAGACUCGUACGGUUUGCAAGUGAGGAUGUUGGUCUGGCUGAUCCAUCGGCUCUUACUCAGGCCGUUUCCUGCUACCAAGCUUGCCACUUCCUGGGAAUGCCCGAAUGCAAUGUCAUUCUUGCGCAGUGUGUAGCUUACUUGGCCUUGGCACCUAAAUCUGUUGCAGUUUAUCGAGCAAUAGAAGCUGCUCAGAAGGCAGUGAGAGAAUCGGCGGGACACAAUGAGGGGGUCCCUCUCCAUUUGAGGAAUGCACCAACCAAAUUAAUGAAGGAAAUUGGGUAUGGGAAGGGGUAUAUCUACCCUCCUGACAACCCCUUUUCCACACAAACGUACAUGCCACCAUCACUUCAAGGCCACAAGUUCCUCCAUUGGCCCGACAGAAUUCCAUCUGACGGAUAAGAAUAGUAAAUUAGGAUCCUGAGUUGCUGUGUCAUCUUUUUGUCUUUGGUUUUGCGGGUAAUAGAGGGAGAACUGGACAAGAAUGCAUACUGCAUAUGAUGUGUCAUUAUGUAUUUAUGUAUAUUUUUCCACCAUUGCCAAGAAAUAUGUCGACAAUGGUACGGGGUGGGAGAUGCUAAAUGCUAGUGCAAUGCAUGAUGUAAAUUUUGGCCCAAUUAAACCUCAUUUUGACGAAUUUACUUCGAAUUUUAUUUUAUUCAUCACCAUACUAUUAUUCAUUUUAUGAAAUGUUUUAUGUAAUAAAUGUUCCCGGGAGUUCGU